Messenger RNA from Vigna umbellata (rice bean), 634 nucleotides. Lineage: Eukaryota; Viridiplantae; Streptophyta; Magnoliopsida; Fabales; Fabaceae. The record is from RefSeq and is a predicted model, not a curated record.
UACCUUUUUGUCUGAUGGGGUAAUAAAGCAGAGAGUGGAGAUUCAAGGUCACUGCAAAUUGGCAUGAGUUGCAUAGGACUUUCAAUCGGACAGCUUCUUUCUCGCGCAGAAAAUCUUGCACAAGAAAUAACAAGCUUUCAGUUGUAUGAGAAACUUCGAGCACUUAUUGUGGUUUCGGGAUACUUUACUGAUGAAAAGAACUUCAAGAGAGAAGUUUUGAUUUGCACGGAAUCUACGAAGCUGUUAGAGAGUUUGCUCUUUUUCUUCGAUUUUAAUGCUUCCCGGCUGCCACUCAAAGCUUUGCACUUUCCAGGUCUGAAGAAUGAGAUGAAAGCGUACGAGAUCGAUAAGGUUACAUCAAGAAAAAUAGUUGAACAUCUCAUACAAGAGUUCGUUGGGAUACCAAAACCCUAGCUACCAAAUUACUUCUUUAUAACAAAACAAGAUUCUCUACAUUACAUUGCUCUUUUAUUAUCCAAACAGAACAGAAAGGGAAAAUUAACUUAUACUGCAGUGCAGCCACGAUGUUUUUACGUGCAAUGAUUACAUUAAAGAGAGGAAAAAAGCAGAACAGAAAUAACAGAAGAAAUGAAGAAAAAGGCCUUAUUGUUUAAUUGAGCUUGAACUUAUGCAG